AUGCCCUCAAUCGUGACUUUUACAAUAAUUCUUUUGCAGACAUCACAAAAUGUCCGGAAACGAUUGCUCGAUAAAAUCAACGUAAUUACUCAAAAAUCGACUUUUGCAACGAAACAAUUCCAGUCUAAGAGAUUGAGGCUGAUACCACGGACACGUCCCACUUCUUCGUUAACAACGGUGUCCUUUGUUGCACAAAAACUCAACAAGGGACACCGUUUUGAUCAAACCAGUUCAAAGGACAUCCACCGCAUCCUCAUUCCCAGGCUGAAUACAGCUAACCGGAAACGAGUUGUACAAAAACACGUACCACUGAAUCCCAGACUGAAUCCAGCUAACUGGAAAGUCCAUGUACAAAAACACGCCUUCAUGGAGGGUAUCGCAGGUCUCAAGUCCACCGAGAUGAGUAGUGAUUCGGAUAACUCAUCUGUCUUCAAAGAUGAUCUUUCAGCCAAAGACUUUGAAGAUGAACUCGAAGAUGAAGAACUUGAAGAUGAAGUACUUCAAGAUGAAUUCAAACACGAUGAAGACCUUGAAGAUGAAGGACUUCAAGAUCAAUUCAAACACGAUGGAGACUUUUAUGAAAGCAACCAAUCCUUUCAUGAAGAAGAUGAUAUCCAUGUCACCAAUUCUCGCGAUCAGCCUCACCAAACUACCACUUCCAAAUCUAAGAAGAAGAAAGAAGGCGUCAAGGGCAAGAAGACUUUUGGCCUUCCACAGGACCGCACUUCUUUCAAAACCUUUAUAGACGCAGACACCACCCUCGACGACGAAGGAUAUCCAUUUCUUCCAAAUGGAAAUACCGUCUAUGUUAGGCAGCCACAACAGCAACUUGCUAAUUGGGGCACAUUUGCCUACACCUAUACGACUUCUGGAGGGGGCACUAACAAUGGCAAAGCCAUCUGGCGAACAGUCAGAUUUAAGUGCUUAGGUGUUAUAGUCUGCGAUAACCCUUCUUGUGACCACCUCGGCUCGCCUCCAACUGCAAAGGACAAGAGAGACAAAUUUCACACCAAGCCUCAAAAGUGUGAUGCCGCACGGUGCCCUGGAUUUCUUCGCCACGUCACCUGCUCCAACACUUUAUGCCGUAUGGAUGAGCAUCGCCCCAGCGGCUGGGGUAUAAUCCGGCACUCUGGUGUCCAUCUUCACCAAUGGCCUCGGCGACGAAUACCAGAUAAGCUUGCCCAGGAAAAAUUUGCCAAAAAGGUCGUUGAAAACCCGGAUGUGGGGCCAUUACGACUCAAAGUGGGACGAGCACCAGCAGGCAAAAAAGGGAUCGUUACUGCCUCUGCAAUUCAUCCUGCGUUUGGACACAUCCAUCGCGUUGGAUACUAUCGCCGCAAGAUCCUUUCAGAUGCAGGAUUAAUUCCUGAAAAGAAUGUUCCGGGUGCCGGUGACAGCUUCCUUUUAGACAUGAUACAUUGGAUCGACAUUAUCUCGGCAUCCUUUAAGCGCAAAAACACACACUUGACUUUUCAAACAGAAUGGAUGGCACAGCAGCUAUUGUCACGCGAUGAGUUCAAACAAGUAUACGCCGGUGGCCUUCUUUCUGACGUAACCUACAAGUUUUUCGCAAAUGGAUAUCUGUUGUCAACAUCGAUGUAUCACGAGGACCUCUGCCGAUGGAUUCCAAUCCAAAUGACUUGGUUGAAUGGCCUGUCGGAGGAACACUACCGCGCCCACUUCACCACCCUAAUGGAGCAAAUGCGAGAUGCCGAACUGACUACCGAGGAAUGUGAUACACUGGUCCGUCAGGUUGUCGAUUUUUCUGUGGCACAGAAGAAUGGUUUCAUAAUGGCGUACAUGGAUGUAUUUCAAGAGAAUGAUCGUGAAGUCGCACUAGACAAAAUCAAAGGGUGCCAUGAGCAUUUUCGAGCUCAGGUCACCAGAGUCAAGAGAAACCGUGCAAUUAUACCAGCAGGCAGUGAACCCGGGGGUCACACCUUUGAUCAGAAGAUUGCUCUAUUACGAAAGGCCUACCCGAAAGCGAAGAAAUGGUUGCAAUGGUGGCAGGCUUCAGACAUCAAAGCCAUGCUUUUCAAAUCAAGCGGCAACGAACACCUACCGGCGACAACCAACGCGCAGGAGUCAUUGCAUCGGGUUUACUACAUGAUAUGCGAAGGGAACUGUACAGUUCAAAUAGGUCUGGUGCAGUUAUUUGCAUUGGUGCAGAGUCUUGAAAGGGACCACAUGGACCGUAAAAAUGGGGUUUCAAUUGAGUACGGUGGGAAGAUGAAGAACUACAAGAAAGUUGCUCAAACCCUAGGAUGGGCUAAGAAAAAGCGUACUCGACGUCGCGGCGAAAAGAACGACGGAAGACCACCGGACACUACCGAUGCUUUGCUAGGCCGUCCCAAGAAGCUUGGACGACCUAAAGGGUCUGUUAAUGUAGAUCGCAAUCCCGUUACUACAUAUCAGGGAUUUGUGGCUUCUAAUACACAGGGACGUCGAAACCGGUGCUGGCUCAAUGCCAUGACAGAGUGCUUGUAUGCAUUGCAUACGCCACUUUGGUACAGCAGAUCUAAGGGGAAAUCAGAACAUAUCUUUACCCAUCUUAUGAUCUUUUUUUCUUCUCGGUCUACAUGGGAAAUGUGCGAGAAAGGAUCUAUCAAGACCAUAUUAACCAGCGGUCAAAACACGCUCCAUGCUGCUAUUCAGAAGAGAGCUCCUGGAAGCUUCGAAUACGAUGCCAUGGCUUCUGCUGAUGGGUAUUUUGAUGGAAUCUUUGAUCUGGAAUCUCGACCACAUUAUCCUGUGUCACCUGCUAUCACCAAAAGGUUGUUUCAGGUUGACCACAGACGUAAGCUGGUCUGUCCACAGAACUCUGAACAUCGCACAAUUGACACGGUCAGAUGUAACAAGAUCACUUUGACGGAGGCGACAUUUGGCGACGAAUUUUCUUACGCUCAGACCCCAGCCCUGCUUCAGCAAUGGUGUUCUGAUACCGGGCUUCGUCGAACAUCGGCACGACAUUGUAGACUCUGCAAGACCAAUAAGUCACGGUCUGAUUCGAACAAUCCUGAAUCUACGGCUUAUGGUGAAAAGUCUCAAAUAUUAUUUGAUCCACCUCCGCCUCACCUACAUAUAUCAAUUGAUGUUGGAUGGUUAUUGCAAUCUCGCCGCGAAGAAGCAUUCACAAUGAUGGCCGAUUGUGACUUUCCAUAUGAAUUGAUCCUGCAUGGUGUCACUUACUGGAUACGUGCGCGUGGUUAUUGGGGAGGCAAUCACUUUUGGUGUAAAGUGGUACGAACUGUGGGCGGCGUAGCCGCUGUGUGGCUUGCAAAUGAUCAGGUUAAUGCUGGUCUCGCGAGGUUGGUCUCUACGAAACUUGAGUCCAUUGGAGGUCCUUCGCCUAAUACAUCCUGGGUCAUGUAUUCUCGGUCACCUACAGAGGAAGAAUCAUCUAUAACCAAGGCUGCAGAUGCAAAAAUCAAAAAAUCCUUGGGCAAAAAGCUUGUACUUAGUCAACCAUUUUCGCAACCAGAGGUACUUGAAGAAACCAGAGAGAUGAACUCUGAAGAAGAAGAAGAAAAUGGUCUUUCCAAAGAAGACCUAGAUCAUGAAUAUGAAGACCAAGAUGAAGCUCCUUUGGCCAAAAGAGCACAUACUACUAAUGUCAAGCGGCAGAUAGAUUACAUCUUUUCCUCUGAUGGAGAAGACGCCAAAAAGCCUGAUGAAAAGUCUGAUGAAAAGCCUUUUCGAAAGCCUGGUCGAAAGCCUGCUCAAAAGCCCUUGAGGGAAUCCGAAGUUGUAGUGGUUGCUGAAGAAAAUAUAGUAGAAGACAGCCUUUUGCAAAGUGUGGAGCAAGAAGAACCAGCUUCGGUGGGUAAUACAACAUCAGCGAAGGUUCCUGUUCCCGUGGUAUUCCGGCCAAAUCGUAAAGUCAAACAGGAAGAUGUAUCAACGGAUGCUGUUGCAGAACAGGUUUCAAAAAAAAGGAAAAAACCAAAAGGUUGGAAAGGUUGGGAAAUUGUGGUAGAACCGGAGAUGGAGUCCAAAGGUAAUGCUAUCCAGGAGGCUCUGGAUGAACAUGAGGAAGAACAAAAUCCUCCACGGAGGUCAAAACGUGCAAAGAAGAAACCUUAG
Melampsora larici-populina 98AG31 is the source of this 4083-nucleotide messenger RNA. RefSeq lists its product as uncharacterized. The transcript is spliced from 10 exons. NCBI's taxonomy places the organism in Eukaryota, Fungi, Basidiomycota, Pucciniomycetes, Pucciniales, Melampsoraceae. The coding region runs from base 1 to 4083 and encodes 1360 amino acids. The record is from RefSeq and is a predicted model, not a curated record.